This is a messenger RNA of Fulvia fulva, 1266 nucleotides long. RefSeq lists its product as uncharacterized. The transcript is spliced from 2 exons. The record is from RefSeq and is a predicted model, not a curated record. Bases 1 to 1266 code for a protein of 421 amino acids. Lineage: Eukaryota; Fungi; Ascomycota; Dothideomycetes; Mycosphaerellales; Mycosphaerellaceae.
AUGCACAAUUACACUCGCCAUGUCGAUCGGCCGGGCUGCAACCACGCGCUUGCUCAGCAGAGGACGAAUUGCACGCCACAAGUCAGUUAUGGCGCGCCCACUAAAGCGUUAAUUUCACAUCACGGCCGAUGUCAAGGUGGCACUGCAUCGAACAGCAAUGGGAGCUCUGGAGGUGAUGACUGCCUCCUACCCGAAUCGUUUCAGAUCAUACCGCCUUCGCAGCGGGACAGUCGUAUCUCGAGGAAAGUGAGGAUACUAAGCCAUAUCGAGCACAGACUUGGACCAUUGUCGCAGUCCGCUUCCGCACUAAACAGUCAAUUGCUCCGAGGUGAGGCGGAUCCUUUCACCGAGCUCGAGAGCCGUAUCAAGCAAGGCACUGCAGAUUCAGAAAUCAUACGAGUCUGCUUGAUUGUAGCCAAGGAUAGGCUGUUUAGUUUGCCACGCAAGGAAUGUUCAGCUGCAGGACAGGCGGGACCGCCGUAUGCAGCACGGACACUAAAGUACAUCUGGAGCGAUACCCGGCUAUGGAACCCCAUCGCUUGUGUGGAUAAUCACGCACUAUUCUCACUUUCCGGUUUCUCCAUCUAUGAGAAUUUGCACGAUCUGGUACUGGAGUGGGCAAGAGCACAUGUGCCGAUUGAACAGUCCGAACAGUUCCUCGGACCUGACAACGUAUGGCGCGGAUACCUGGUACGUUCGAUGCUAAGUGCACUCAACGCAUGCGAAACUGGGAAUAGCGCAGAUCAGGUCUUGGAAACCUUCUUCAAAGUCAAGGACUGGAAGCGAGCCGCUUUAACUGAACAACCUCCAGGUCCUGCAAUGCCGAUUGGACUGCGACCUGCCAUGUUCGAGAUUUUUAAUGCCCUCACAUCUGGCGUUAAAGCGCGUACAUCUCCUGCACUCUACGACCGCUUUCAGCGGUUCUGUCUCGAUCAAAUCAUCCUCGGUCAUACGCGGAAUGGGUUGCAGCGAAAUCAGGUGUCGCUCGCCAUGGCUCGCCUGGCACUACACCAUCCCACGCGACCGGACGUGGACCCAGCAAUUGACUACAUACGUCAUCUGCUCCAGUCCAAGGACGCUGGGGACGCCCUAGUGUGGGCCAUGGAGCACGUUACUAAGAAAUUUAUCGAAGAAACGCAUCGCGUGCUCGAACGUCAACAACGCCAGGCAGACUGUGUUUGGGUCGAGCGAGCGUUCGAGUCUGUGUUUGGCCAGACAUUGAAAGCAUUUGGGCAGGAGCGUAGGCAAACACCACGCAGAGACUAA